AUGACAAAGGCGGAGAGACUUCAGUUAAGGGAGGAGGCCAGGCGAAUGUUCUACCAUGCCUACGACGCGUACAUGGACAAGGCCUAUCCCGCCGAUGAGCUGAUGCCGCUCAGCUGCAAGGGCAGGUGGAGGGGGGUCACGCCCAGCCGCGGUGACAUGGACGACGUACUCGGAAAUUUCUCCCUGACGCUGGUGGACAGCAUGGACACGCUGGCGGUGAUGGGCGACUUCUCGGAGUUCAGCCGCGCCAUAAAGCUCAUCCUGAAGGACAUCGACUUCGACCAGGACAUCGUGGUGUCCGUAUUCGAGACCAACAUACGGGUGGUCGGGGGGCUGCUCUCGGCGCACGUGCUGGCCACCGCGCUCAAGGGCGAGGUGCCAGCCCUGGCCUGGUACGGGGGCGAGCUGCUGGCGCUGGCGGAGGACCUGGCCACCCGGCUGCUGCCCGCCUUCAACACCUCCACGGGCAUACCGCACGGCAGGGUGAACCUGAGGCGCGGGCUGGCCGGGCUGGCGGAGUCGCGCGAGACGUGCACCGCCUGCGCCGGCACCAUGAUCCUGGAGAUGGCCGCCCUCUCCAGGCUCACCGGCAACCCGGUGUUCGAGGACAAGGCGCACAGGGCGAUGGACCGCCUCUGGAAGAUCAGGCACAGGACGUCGGACCUGAUGGGCACCGUGGUGAACGUGCACACGGGCGACUGGGUGCGCAAGGAGUCGGGCGUGGGCGCCGGCAUCGACUCCUACUACGAGUACUGCCUCAAGGCGUACAUACUGCUCGGCGACGAGAAGUACCUGGCGCGCUUCAGCCGCCACUACAACGCCGUCAUGAAGUACAUCAGCCGGCCACCGGUCAUGCUGGCGGUGCACAUGCACAGGCCGCACCUGCAGUCGCGCAACUACAUGGACUCCCUGCUGGCGUUCUGGCCGGGGCUGCAGGUGCUCCUCGGCGACCUGAAGCCGGCCGUCGAGAUCCACGAGAUGCUCUACCAGGUGAUGCAGAGGCACACCUUCAUACCGGAGGCGUUCACGACCGACUUCCAGGUGCACUGGGGCCAGCACCCGCUGCGGCCCGAGUUCGUGGAGUCGACGUACUUCCUGCACCGCGCGACGGGCGACGAGCACUACCUGCGCGUGGGCGAGGCGGCGCUGCGCUCGCUGCAGCGGCACGCGCGCGUCCCGUGCGGCUACGCGGCGCUGGGCGACGUGCGCACGGGGGCGCGCGAGGACCGCAUGGACUCCUUCGUCCUCGCGGAGACCUUCAAGUACCUCUACAUGCUGUUCGCCGACGACGCGCGGCUGCCCGUGCGCCUCGAGGCCUACGUGCUCACCACCGAGGCGCACUUCCUGCCGCUCGCGCUCGCCGCGCGCCCCGCGCCCCACGCCCCCCACGCCCCCGCCGCCCCUCGCAUCGCCCCUCCGCCGGAGCACGACGCGCCCAACGCCUACCGCAAGACCUGCCCGAGCCCCCGCUCGCUGGUGGCGGCCGCGGUGCGGCGGCCCCUGCGCCGGCUGCUGGGCGCCGCGGGCCGGCCGCCGGCGCGGCUGCGCCCCUUCACCGAGCCGCAGCAGCUGCACGCCCUCGCCGACAUGGGCAUCUCGGCCAUCACGCUGCCCGACGGCAGGGUGCAACUGCUCUACGCCGUCACCACGGCGAAGUCGGCGAAGGACGCCGCCGAGGGGCUGACGUUCAUGCACGAGAUGUCCAAGUGGAACGCCCUUGGCGACACGGAGAACGGCGUGGUGCCGGCCGGCGUGCAGGUGGACGGGCGCGUGCUGCCGGCGGGGCCCGCGCACUUCGGCAAGGAGGUGCGCGCGGAGGAGCGGCUCCGCGGCGCGGCGGCCCUGGCGCGGCCCCUGGACGCGUGCGGGCCGCCGCUGAACGCGCACGAGCUGGCCGGCAAGUUCGCGGUGGCGGAGCGCGGCCGCUGCACGUUCGCGCAGAAGGUGCGCCACCUGCAGCAGGCCGGCGCGCGCCUCGCCAUCGUGCUCGACAACGUGCCCGGCUCCUCCCACUGGGCCACCGCCCUCUUCGCCAUGUCCGGCGACGGGGUGGACGACAUCCGCAUACCGGCCGUGUUCCUCUUCUCCGAGGAGAGCGCCCACCUCCUGGAGCAGCUGCGCAAGGACCCCGAGCAGCAGCUCACCGUCGGGGAGCUGAAGGCGAUGAGGCAGCAGGCGGACGGGGCCUGCGAGGGCGGCAGCUGCGAGACGGUGCUGGGCGCGGAGGGGCCGCCGGCGGACAAGGAGACCUUCGACCACCUGAAGAACGUGCUCAAGCAGCUGGUGGCCCAGUUCGAGGUGUCCCUCCCGGAGGGGGGCAGCUGCCCGGGCGCCGAGGGCGGCGGCAAGCAGGUGCACGUGGCCACGACCAAGUUCGUCAACGAGCCCGCCCCGGGGGGCCGCGGGGCGCCCCAGGCGGAGGGCGGGGGGCCGGGGGCAGGGGAGCGCGACCCCCCUCGGGACGACGGCGCCGCCGGGGGGGGGGACCUC
Molecule: messenger RNA, 2490 nt
Organism: Iphiclides podalirius (scarce swallowtail)
Lineage: Eukaryota; Metazoa; Arthropoda; Insecta; Lepidoptera; Papilionidae
Source: the annotation of a GenBank genome assembly